ACGUCACGACCGGCGCGGCGGGGGAUUUGAACGGCGCGGCGCGGUGGAUCCCGGGAGUGGCGAGGGGGCCCCGGACACCUGAGUUCGCCCUGACUCUCCCUUCCCCAGCCGCCGGCUUCCCUUCUGAACUCGCCCGGACCCUGCGGUGGACUCGGCCCCACCAUGCCCCGCCCCAAACCCACUCCCCGACGGCUCCGGGGUUCCCCAGCCCCCCCAUCGCCCCGGCCGCGGGCACGCAGGCGCCGCCCAGGUCAGCGGGUAUUGCAGGAGAUCCGCAAGUACCAGAGCAGCACCCGCCUGCUGCUGCGCCCCGGCCCCUUUGCCCGCCUGGUGCGGGAGAUCUGCCUACUCUUCACGCGUGGGGUCGAUUACCGCUGGCAGCACAUGGCCCUGAUGGCACUGCAGGAGGCAGCAGAGGCCUUCAUGGUGCGGCUGCUGGAAGAUGCUUACCUGUGCUCGCUCCACGCCCGCCGAGUCACCCUGUUCCCCAAGGAUCUGCAGCUGGCCCGGCGCCUGCGGGGACCUGAGGCGGGGGGCAUCUGAAUGAGGACCCCCUGGGGGUCUGUCCUGACAAUCUCACACCCAUAAUCUUACUGGGACCUCCUAUGGGACCAUCAUGCUGAGACCCCUCACCAUGGGGUCCCCCAAAUCCCCCACAUGGACCCACCCCAUAGACUCCCCCACCUCAGGAUCCCCAACAACCCCUUCAGGGACCCAUCCCAGGGUGGAGGUCCCCUUCCUUAGUCCGGCACCCCUCAGAUUAUUGAGGACCCCUACCCAUGAUCCCCCUGGAAAUCCCAUCACCAGUAUGCCAGUCCCAGGGAAACCUACCCAGGACCUCCACCCUAGUGGAGGCCCUCCCAGUUCUGCUGUACCCCAAUAAAUGUUUGUGACCCCUAGGUGCUGAUGCUGGGGAGGAUGGAGGGGAUUUGGAGGUGAGGCACCGCAGGGAGGAACUCUGGAGGGGAGGAGAACCCACAGGAAGAGGGCCUCUGAGAGUAUUUUAGAGGAUCGGAGCCAGCCUUCGAGGAGCAGAGAAUCCGUUCAAAAGUAUCCUUACUGCCCCGGUGAGAGUAAAAGGUUACUGGAGCUCGGAUCGUAGACAACUUGAAUCUCACCCUGAUCAAGGUGAGCAGCCGGGGAGGACAUGGGGAAAGGUGUUCAGAAACUCCUCCAACAUAUCCUCUCUAAGAGAGAACAAAAGUAUGAUGCUUCCAAUUUGAAGGGACUAUUACACUGGGCUUGGGAUCAUAAUCUCAUAGCAGGAGCACAGGUUGCUCUUGAGAUUUCGACAUGGGAAGCUGUGGGGCGGAUGUUGUGGGACUGCAUUGCAUCCGGGGGGAACGAGGCAAAAGAGGUGUCUAAGUAUGCUACUUUGUGGAAAACUAUCAUAGAGGUACUACAGACUUUAAAGGCAGAGAGGAAAGCUGCUACUGCAGCUUGCGAAGCCCUUGCCUCUGAGUCAGAAAAGCCUCAGGCAUUUUCAGUAUCUUCAGUUCAGCCACUGUUUUCUACGAACUUAGAUAUUCCCUCAAGUAGCCCGCAACCCCUCAGCUCAGAAUUAAGCAUUACACUGACUGCUCCUCCAACUCAAAGCAGGAAUGAGGAAGCCACUGCCUCUUCGGGGGGGUUAGCCUGCAGAACAAAGGACAGUUGUAUUCGGAGUGAAAAAACUGUUGAUAACAGUAACUUAGAAACUAAACAUGCUAUAAAGGACAAGGAAAGAGAUGUUAUUAUGAAUAAUGCUUCUAUUGAAGAGGAUUUAAAAUCUUUAGUGGACAAUUUGCAAAAAUUGGUAACUCAACAGAAGGAUUCAGUUGUCCCCAAAAGAGACUAUUCUUUUGAGAAAAUGGACUUGCCAAUGAUUGUGGGUUCAGACAGACAACGAGGAAAGCAGUUACCACCCUCUCAUUUUGUCUCUGAGCCAGCAUCCAAGCCGAUUAAACAAAAUCCUCCCUCUCACGCUGUAAAGAAUGUGGAAUUAGAGUUGGAAUAUGACCCUGAAAUAGAAGCAGUUCAGAAACAAAAGUGAAAGGGAGUUAUUACAGAAGUAGAAGGGACUUUUCUCUCAAAUGACAUAGAGGCUUUUCCUGUAGUAACUAAUGCUGCUGGUAGAGUUUGGGAACCUUUCAAUUGGAAGAUUUUAGAGAGGUUAAUAAGAGCUGCAAUUUCACAAUUUGGUUUAAAGUCCCAACUUGCACAGUCACUUCUGUAGUAUGUUUUUACCUCUAACACAUUUAUUCCAGUUGAUGUGUAUACCCUAAUAAGACACCACUCCACCAGCAGGUGAUGUUCCAUAAAAGCUGGGAGGAACAGUGUGCCCAGGAAGCAGCAAAACCUCGGGAGCAGGGUGAUCCUCUGGAUGGUUUAACAGCACAACAGUUACUUGGCAAAGGGCUCUGGGCUACUGCCUCUGCCCCAGGCUAGGAGCAUUGAUGAUCAGCCAACAACUAGCCUAUAAUGCCUAUAAUGCUAUCCUUGCACUUCCAGAUGGGUUACACACUAAGUCUUUACACAAAUUCACCAAGGAGGGAAUGAGGACUUUGAUAAAUUUGUAUACAGAUUGUAUGAAGCUAUUUAUGAUCAUCCUGAUUUGGAUUCAGACACAAAGGUACAAUUGUUUAAUAUGCUGGCUUUUGACAAUGCUAAUGAUAAAACUUGGCAGAUUUUGGAUACACUAAAGAAGGGAGCUGAUGUCACAGAAAUGCUGGAACUGAUGGCUAGGACUACAGAAAGGCAAAAAGCAGCCUAUGUAGCUGCUGCAGUACAGGAUGCAGUAAAACCACUGCUUUCUAAGCUGCAAAAGAAAGCAGAAGGAAAGAACAUUAAGUGCUUUGGAUGUGGUAAAAUUGGACAUGUUAGGAGUCAGUGUCGCUCUGCAACUAUGAAAAAAUUUUGUUCUAUCUGCAAAAAAGAUAACCACAAUACUAAAGAAUGUCGGUUCCAGGGAAACGGCCUUGGGAACGCACCCACUCCCCACAUAAUGAAAGCAAUACCGAGAGCUGCCUGGAUAGCUCAGCCUCCCGUGGAGGAUGAGGAGGACUUUACUCAAUCAGAUCGUCAACUUCUGGAAGCGCCGGAGUGGCCAUGGAAACCACAGUAGAUGUUACCAUCACAGACUCUGCUGUACACCUGAUAGAUACUAAUGUAAAAGGACCCUUGGGGGAUGGGCUUGGUGCUUUUCUGUUAGGGAGAUCAUCUGCCAGUAAAAAGGGAUUGGAUAUAAUCCCUGGAGUUAUUGAUGCAGAUUAUCAAGGGGUUGUUAAAAUUAUGGUUAGAACAUUUUUCCCGCCUGUAUCUAUUCCCAAAGGUUCACAAAUUGCUCAGCUUGUUCCUUUUAAGUCUUGUGUCCCCUGUACAGGCUACAAGGAGCGGGGAACAGGAAGCUUUGGUUCCACUGGUAAACCAGAAGUAUAUUGGGCCAUGGACAUCACAAGAGGUAAACCAGACAAAUAGGUAACUCUGAAACAUCCUAAUGGUGAUUCUAUUACUAAGAAACUCAUAAUUGACACUGGAGCAGAUAUAACCAUCAUUUCAAACACAAUAUAGGCAAAAAAUUGAGCAUUGGUUGAUCCUACUUCAGGCAUUGCAGGUAUUGGAGGGACUCAGGCAACUCAGUUGAGCAGAGAAGUAAUUUCCUUUACUUUCCCAGAUGGAGUGAAUGUAUCUACAAGGCCUUAUGUCAUGCAAACUCCUGGUACUUUAUUAGGUUUGCUUGGCAGGGAUCUGUUAAGCCAGUUAAAAGCUACCAUUGUUAAAAAGCCUUUUUAGCAGGGGCCACUGGAGGGCAGCCGAUCCUCAAAAUUAGCUGGACCGCUGAUGCCCCCGUGUGGAUUGAUCAGUGGCUGCUGUCAAGGGAAAAGCUUUCCAUAGUUCAACAAUUAGUACAAGAAAAGCUUAAGGAAGGGCGCAUAAAGCCAUCCACUAGCCCUUGGAACACUCCAAUUUUUGCCAUCCCGAAAAAGAGUGGGAAAUAGAGGUUGCUACAUGAUUUGUUAAUGCAGUAAUGCUAAGUAUGGGUGCCUUGCAACCUAGUCUUCCAUCUCCUACUAUGAUACCUGAGUCAUGGAAUCUAUUGAUCAUUGAUCUCAAAGAUUGUUUUUUCACCAUUCCCUUGCAUCCAGAAGACAUGAGUAAUUUUGCAUUUUCUGUUCCGUCUGUUAAAAAGGCAGAACCUUACAAAAGGUAUGAAUGGAUUUGUUUGCCCCAGGGCAUGAAAGACUCCCCAACAAUGUGCCAAAUUUAUGUCGCUUGGGCAUUAGAACCUGUUCGGCAGCAAUUCCCUGAGUAUAUCAUCAAUCACUACAUGGAUGAUAUAUUAGUGGCUGGAAAACAAUUAGGCUCGUAACUGUUUUAAAUACUAUGACAGUUUUGCUAGAGGAAAGGGGAUCAAAAAUUGCCCCUGAUAAGGUGCAAUAUUCUGCUCCUCGGAAAUAUCUCCCGUGGCAGACUGAUCAGUCUGUAGUGAAACCGCAGAAACUCACCAUUACCACUGAAAUUAAAACUGUACAUGAUGUUCAGAAGCUAGUUGGAGAUAUUCAAUGGAUCAGAACUAUUUGUGGGAUAACUAACGCAGAACUUGAUCCAUUAAUAUAGUUACUAGGUACUUCAUCUCGGGCAGAUGAACGCCAGACUCUGGAUAAGAGACAACAGCGGGUCUUGGAUCACAUUGCCACAAAGCUUGCUACAUCACAUGCACAUCGUCUGAUUGAGGAUGUUCCAGUUCAAUUGACGAUCAUCAAUCAGAGCAAGGAGGAUGACUACUUUGCCAAGCAUCCUUUUGCCUUGAUUUGUCAAUGGUUUAAAACUCAGGCUAAUCCUUUAGUUCUUUUGGAAUGGGUGUUUUUACCUGUAAAACAGUCUAGAACUAUUACCACUUGAUUGGAAAUUUUUGCUCAUUUGAUUAUGAAGGGCAGAGGGAGAAUAUUGGAAAUCUGGGGACACGAACCAUAUGCAAUUGUAGUACCAUUGGCUAACUGGUAUCUUGAAUGGGGAAUUAGACAUUCUGUUUCUUUUCAGAUAUCUUUGGCUGGUUAUGAUGGUAAAGUUCACAACACCCACGACACCGGGUGUUAUCUUUAUUGGGACAUCAGCAUCUGGAGGACAGACCCUGGAGAUCUGACUGUCCAGUAUCGGGGCAGACAGUAUUUACAGAUGCAGGUAAAAGGUCAAAAAGGGCUGCCUGCACUUGGCAGCAAGACAAAGUGUGGAAAAAGCAUGUCAUUUUUGGAGAAGUAAAAGACAUGUUGCAGACAUUAGAACUGAAAGCUGUAAUUGAAGCUUUUGAAAAUUAGGAUAAUGAAACCAUUAACAUUGUUUCUGAUUCACUUUAUGUAGUUGGCUGUGUCCAAUGCCUUGAAAGAGCAGUACUUAAGAGGUGAGUAACAAGCAUUUGUAUUCCCUUUUAAGCUGAUUGCUUAAAAACCUAAAUCAACAACAGCAGGAAUACUUUAUUACUCAUGUUCGAAGUCAUCAAGCUCUCCCUGGUCUGUCUGAAGGUAACGCUUGAGCUGAUCGGUUGGUAGCCACUGUCUGGCCAAUGCUAAACCCUGAUAAAUUUCAGCAGGCUAAAACUUCCCAUGCUUUUCUUCAUCAAUCUGCUAAAAUGUUAGUUAAACAAUUUGGUGUUCCCUUUUACUGAUGCUUCUGGUAUUGUGCGAUCCUGUCCUGAUCGUCAACAAGAUGACAUUGGUUUAGGCACUGGCAUUAACCCUAGGGGUACUCAACCCUUGCAAUUAUGGCAAAUGGAUGUAACUCAUGUAGCAGAAUUUGGUCUGAAAAAGUUUGUACAUGUUUGCAUUGAUACCUAUUCUUGUGUUAUAUAGGCUACUCCCUUAACAGGUGAGGCAGCACGUCAUGUUGAGAAACAUUUGUACAAUUGCUUUGCCAUAUUAGGUGUCCCCUUAGCAAUUAAGACUGACAAUGGUCCUGCUUACUGUUCCUUACAAUUCAAGCAUUUUUGUAAUUUAUGGGGUAUUCGACAUGACACUGGUAUUCCUCACAAUACUACUGGUCAGGCAAUUAUUGAGCGUGCUCAUCAGACGUUCAAGGGCAUACUGCAAAAACAAAAAGGGGGAACUACAGGGUUAUCCCCUGAGGAAAAAAACAGCUAAAGCCAUUUUUGUGCUUAGUUACCUUAGAACAACAGGAGAUAGGGAAGAUCCACCUAUUCUUGUGUGCUGGUGUCUCUCUCUCUGGCUGUCAGAAUGACCCCGAGAAAAGUUCAAAAGUUUCUUUUCCCAGCCUGGUGCUUGAAGAAGGAGUCAGGGCUCUUCAUUUUUUCAGUCUCAAGGUUGUUUAUUGCAUCUUAUCUAUAAAAUUCUUUCUCCCUGUCCAGCCGAGAUCCAUUCGGCAGGACAGUCAGAGGCACUCCGCCCACCCCCAGGGUGGUGUUAUCUUUAUAUACUACAAACUACGUGUACAAUAUUUACAGUUAUUUUCCAAUACCUAUCAUCUAUAUUAGACAGUGGGUUUCUACUCUUGACUAACCUAAAAGUGCCAACAUCACCAGACAAGAUGGAGGUAGAGAAGAAGAAGAAGAAGAAAGGCUAGACACGCCCAAAUCCCUCCAUCUUGUCCCCAGAAAACCCUAUACCAAAAAUCAUAAAACCUACAUUUAGACUCUGUAAUUAUUUUAUUCUUACACUAUUUACACUAUUGUGGCCUUUAUCUCUUUCUAUAAAGGUGACAGUUUGUUCCGUGGUUCGUAAUCGAACCUGCUGGUGUUCUGGACUGUGUGCCAGGGUCUCCUAGCCCCCUGGCAAGGGUCCCAGGAAACUCCGGACUCCCAGAGGGAUGUCCUGAGUUCCAACAUCUCCCCCUUCUGUUUGUACCAAGAAGACCUCUUUGGCAACUUGGCUCACAACCCGCCGUAUGCACAAAAGAAUUCAUGGCACAAUGAACAAGAGAACUAAAAGCCCUACUAAAAUAUAACAAGCUAUCAUCUAACAACAAUUCUACAACACCACUGAUUCCCACACCCAUGAAGUGACCCGAAGUCCACAGUCUUCUGUGGGCAAAGCACAAGGGUUGGAAUCUCUGUGCAGUCCACAUCUGUAUAUCUUCUUUUCUGCUUAUGGAAUGGUCAGCGUUUUCUUGCCCACGCUUCUUGUCAGCAUUGUCUUGCACUGGAUGGAGUUUCACAUUCUUCACUGAGAUUCACCUGGACUUUUGUACCUGCUAAAAAACAAACAAAUCCACAUCCCCAAAGAGACUGGAGGAUUUUCUCAAAAUCUCGGAGGUGAAGAAUGGGUCCUGAUAUGAAAAUAAAACAUUGAUCAACUCUGUUUCAGUCUCUAUGCAAUUGCAUAGGGAAAUGUAAAAUGACAGCAAUUAGAAAUCAAUUAGAUAAUACACAUAACCAAUAACACAUCUGAAAUCAUACAAUUGUCAAACACUACAACACUGAACUGUCAUCCCAGAGUCUGCGACAGCUGAUGAACCUUACAACAACAGAGAACUGGAGAAUCCAUGUUCGGAUUCAUGUUUCUCCAAACUCUCUCUGAAAACAGGCUCAGCUAUCAUAGACGGUCAAAUUGCCAAGCCAACAUUCACAGAACGGCACCUGGAAGAGAUUACAUCGAGGAACGGCAAGGUCCUGGCUACGACUGAAAAGAAGACUAUCUCGACUGAAAAAUGGACUAUCUCAAGGAGCCCAGACAGCCAUCCAAACCUAUGGACUAACUUUUGUACAGGACUGAAUCUGUAUAGUCCCCGUUAUACAUAUGUAGGGACUUACAGAAGUCUUAGGUCAUUUCUGCUUCAGGCAGAAUAAACUGUAUAUAAACUGGCUACCUGGAGCAGUUGGUGAGAAACUCUGGGGAGACGCUGACACUACGUCAGUUUGAUCUAGGUUCACCCAAUGUCAAAGUCCGGGGUUGACACUGUCUUGGCUGUGGCGGUUUUAUAAUAUUCUAUUUUUGGUUGUCGAUCUAAUAAAUUUAUAAAAUUUUUUUUAUAAA
This is a messenger RNA of Haemorhous mexicanus (house finch), 7961 nucleotides long. It is a transcript of the gene CENPA, whose product is annotated as centromere protein A. The transcript has 5 exons. The record is from RefSeq and is a predicted model, not a curated record. Lineage: Eukaryota; Metazoa; Chordata; Aves; Passeriformes; Fringillidae. Gene Ontology annotation, molecular function: DNA binding; structural constituent of chromatin; protein heterodimerization activity. Bases 163 to 543 code for a protein of 126 amino acids. Gene Ontology annotation, cellular component: nucleosome.